Mus pahari (shrew mouse) is the source of this 2401-nucleotide messenger RNA. It is a transcript of the gene Pdcd4, whose product is annotated as programmed cell death 4. The transcript is spliced from 13 exons. The record is from RefSeq and is a predicted model, not a curated record. Gene Ontology annotation, cellular component: nucleus; cytosol. The coding region runs from base 282 to 1691 and encodes 469 amino acids. Gene Ontology annotation, biological process: negative regulation of DNA-templated transcription. NCBI's taxonomy places the organism in Eukaryota, Metazoa, Chordata, Mammalia, Rodentia, Muridae.
GGGCCAGAGGCGCUCCGAGGCGGCGGCGGAGGUGGAGGCUGAGGCUGAGGAGCGGGGAACGGGGCCCGGCGGACCGGAGACCCGGGCGAGCGGCGGCGGCCCGAGGGGGGUCCCUUAAAAAAGUAGAAUACAACCUAGAGAAAACAAAGCCGAGAAGGGAGCCCCCUCUCUGUGAACGCAUGCUGUGGCUGCUGCACGUCUGUCCGCUACUGUAAUAUUAUAAAGGAAGACUUCCAUUUAGUACUUUAGUGUAUAAUCAGUGCAAGCAAAAUUAAGGAAAAAUGGAUGUAGAAAAUGAGCAGAUACUGAAUGUGAACCCCACUGACCCUGACAAUUUAAGCGACUCUCUCUUUUCUGGAGAUGAAGAAAAUGCUGGCACUGAGGAAAUAAAGAAUGAAAUAAAUGGAAAUUGGAUCUCCGCAUCUACUAUUAAUGAAGCUAGAAUUAAUGCAAAAGCAAAAAGACGACUGCGGAAAAAUUCAUCCCGGGACUCUGGCCGAGGAGAUUCAGUCAGUGAUAAUGGAAGUGAGGCAGUUAGAAGUGGAGUUGCUGUGCCCACCAGUCCAAAAGGAAGGUUGCUAGAUAGGCGGUCCAGAUCUGGGAAAGGAAGGGGGCUGCCAAAGAAAGGUGGUGCAGGAGGCAAGGGUGUCUGGGGCACACCUGGACAGGUAUAUGAUGUGGAGGAGGUGGAUGUGAAAGAUCCAAACUAUGACGAUGACCAGGAGAACUGUGUUUAUGAAACUGUAGUUUUGCCCCUGGAUGAGACGGCAUUUGAGAAGACUCUAACGCCAAUUAUACAGGAAUACUUUGAGCAUGGAGAUACAAAUGAAGUUGCGGAGAUGUUAAGAGACUUAAACCUUGGAGAGAUGAAGAGUGGCGUGCCGGUGUUGGCAGUGUCCUUAGCCUUGGAGGGGAAGGCCAGCCACCGGGAGAUGACAUCCAAGCUGCUUUCUGACCUUUGCGGGACAGUGAUGAGCACGAAUGAUGUGGAAAAGUCAUUUGACAAGUUGCUGAAGGAUCUCCCUGAGCUAGCCUUGGACACUCCUAGGGCACCGCAGUUGGUGGGCCAGUUUAUUGCUAGAGCUGUUGGAGAUGGAAUCUUAUGUAAUACCUAUAUCGAUAGUUACAAAGGAACUGUAGAUUGUGUACAGGCUCGAGCUGCUCUGGAUAAGGCUACUGUGCUCCUGAGUAUGUCUAAAGGAGGGAAGCGUAAAGAUAGUGUGUGGGGAUCCGGAGGCGGGCAGCAGCCUGUCAAUCACCUUGUUAAAGAGAUUGAUAUGCUGCUUAAAGAGUAUUUACUCUCUGGAGAUAUAUCUGAAGCUGAACACUGCCUUAAGGAACUGGAAGUACCUCAUUUUCACCACGAGCUUGUAUAUGAAGCCAUUGUAAUGGUUUUAGAGUCAACUGGAGAAAGUGCAUUCAAGAUGAUCUUAGAUUUAUUAAAAUCCUUGUGGAAGUCUUCUACUAUUACCAUAGACCAAAUGAAAAGAGGUUAUGAGAGAAUUUACAAUGAAAUUCCAGAUAUUAAUCUGGAUGUCCCACACUCAUACUCUGUUCUUGAGAGAUUUGUGGAGGAAUGUUUUCAGGCUGGAAUAAUUUCCAAACAACUCCGUGAUCUUUGUCCAUCAAGGGGAAGAAAGCGUUUUGUAAGUGAAGGAGAUGGAGGCCGUCUUAAACCUGAGAGCUACUGAGCACAGCAACUCUUACAGUCUUAGGUGUUACCAAGAACAGAUCUCAAUUGUAAGAGUUGUCAGUACAGGCUUUCUGUUUUCUUUUUCUUUUUUUUUUAAGAAUUUGUUUUGGGUACAAGGCAUUUCUAAAAUUUUAUAAACUUACGUUUAAUGGGAUUUUUUGAAGUAUUUUCUUUUCUUUUUUUUUUUUUUUUUUUUUGAGGGGAAAUUAAUGGAAGGACAGAAGAGUAACCACCUAAGUGUGGGGUGUUCUGAUAAGCUACUUUCUAAGUGCCAUGUUUAGGACCUGAUCAUUCCAAGUUUCACGGUCAUGUAUGACUGCCCCUCCUUUCUUUCAAGGACAGUGUUUUUUUGUAGUAAAAUCACUGGUUUAUUCAGAGCUUUAGUUAGGGGUGAAGUGAAGCUACUCUACCCCGUGUUGGCUGCUGCUGUGGAAAUGCUGUGCUUUGAGAGUAAACACACACACACACACACACACACACACACCCACCCACCCACCCAGCUUUUUGUUUUAAAGAAUUUUUAAAAAAACGAGUUAGUCAUGAGACUUUUUCAUCUUUCCAGGGAACAUAUUGAUUGGUCUUAAAUAUUAGACAGUUAAGUAAGUAAAUGGUGGCUGGAACAUCUAUUUUUCUACAAAACUGGAAAAACGAACCCGGUUCUACAAGAAUGUACAACAAAAUAAAACAUGUGAAACUGUUGAUUCUUUA